CCAGGGUACAAUUCCAUACCCCUUUUCAGUAUGUACAUAUGUAUGCCGACGUAUGUGAACCUCGUGUCACAUAACGAGGUCGUAGUAGAGUAAAUUAGAAGAUCAAAUCGACAUGAGAAGAUGAGGUGCCCUUGGUAGGUAUCACAUAUAAUACGAACUACCGGCCAAUUGCUUCGCCUUGUAAUCUCUAUAACCUCCGCAAUCCACCAAUCAACGCUCUCUCUUGCGUGAGCAUUGCCUACCUUGGUACCCGUCUGUCUAAUUGGACAGAGGCUCGAGCUCCUUCGCCCACAAUGGGCCACCCCGAAGACAACAUCAAUCCAGGGGCCGAGAUCUCUGCUCCCGUCAUCCAAAGAGAACCGGACUUGAAACGAAACUUGGAAAAAGUCGAGGACGUAGAGAUAGUGGCGGAGAUCGGGGGGCGAAAUGAAGCGGGAAAGACUAAAUCAGCACCGAAAAAGUCGCUUUCCUUCAAACUAGCUUUCAUAGGGCUUGCGGCAAUCCUUUUCGUCUUUCAGUUGGAUGCGACUUGUCUGGGCAUUGCCCUUCCAACUGUAGCUGGUGAGUUAAAGGGCUCGAGUUUGCAAUCAUUCUGGGCGAAUCUGGCCUACACCCUAUGUGGUCUGGUCAUGCAACCGGUUUGGGCCGGUAUAUCUGACGCGUUCGGUCGAAAGCCGCCUCUUUACGUGUGCAUGGUACUGUUCCUUAUCGGUUCCAUCAUCUUUGCCCUUGCGCAAGACAUGGACACCGUCAUUGCCGCGCGGGUCCUCCAAGGCUUCGGCGGCGGGGGAAUUGACGUUCUGACACAGGUGAUUCUCGCCGAUAUGACGACGCUGGAGGAACGUUCGAAAUAUCUCGGCUUGAUGGCCAUUCCUUCGGCCGUCGGUAACAUCAUGGGACCUAGCGUUGGUGGUCUUUUUACUACGUAUGCUACUUGGAGGUGGGUUGGAUGGAUCAACCUGCCGUUCCUAGGAAUAGGCACGCCUUUGGUGUUCUUCUUCCUCAAGCUUCGGCCCGUCCCGCUCGGUGCAACACUUGCCAGGAACUUGAGGUGUAUUGACUGGAUUGGUAUGACGCUCGUUAUUAUCGGAAUCACGAUUUUUGUUAUACCAGUCAGUUGGGCGGGCUCCUUAUUCCCGUGGGCUUCCUGGCAGACACUCCUUCCAGUGCUGUUGGGAGUUGCGGUGCUCGUUGCUUUUGCCUUCUACGAGGCGAAACCCGCGGCACCAGUUGUUCCUCAUCGGCUCUUCAACUCAAAGACCGGAAAUAUGGCGCUGCUAGGGGGCUUCAUCCACGGAAUGGUUCUGGUCUCCUUAUUACAGUACUUGCCCUUACUCUACCAAUCCGUGGAGCUCGAAACUGCAAUCUCAGCGGCAGUCUCACUGUUGCCUACAUCUAUCAUUAGCGUGGUGUUCGCAGCCGUUGCAAUGAUGAUGGUCCCGCUAUUUGGAGGAUACGUAUGGCUUCUACGGCUUUCAUGGGCCAUCCUUACGCUAGGAACUGGCUUGCUGGCCCUUUUAAAUGUUGGAACCUCAUCAUCCAUACGUUACGGGCUUCCUAUUCUUUGGGGGCAAGGCGUUGCGUUACUUCGUCUCAACAUUCUUCCCAUGCAAGCGAGCGUGAAAAAUGUCGACGACACGAGCGUAGCUAUUGGGUCAUUUCUCUCCAUUCGCAUGUUUGGAGGUCUCGUCGGUCUCACCAUCUCCUCGACGAUCUUCAGCAAUGUUUUCUCGACGUCCAUCUCUAAUAGCGCAGUCCAGUUAACGGGAGUUUUAGAGCCUUUGAAAGACGCCUCAAAUGCGGUCAACUUCAUUGAAAACUUGAGAUCACUAGAUGUUUCUCUUACAACGCGAAAUCAGGUCUUGGGGGUCUAUCUGAACUGUUUCCAGGCGAUAUUUUAUGCGAUGACCGGCCUGAGUGCAUUGGGCUUGAUAACUUCGAUGUUCCUAGAUGAUAUAGAUCUGAAAGGGCGAGAUCUUGGGAACCAGCGUUUUGAGGAAUAGACAAAGACGGGGAAAGGGACUCCCCUCGUAUCAAUCAUGUUUAAUCCUAAUACAUACCUGCAUACAACAAUAGAAAUGGAGAAUCC
Messenger RNA from Daldinia vernicosa, 2089 nucleotides. Its product is annotated as MFS general substrate transporter. Gene Ontology annotation, biological process: transmembrane transport. The coding region runs from base 294 to 2003 and encodes 569 amino acids. Lineage: Eukaryota; Fungi; Ascomycota; Sordariomycetes; Xylariales; Hypoxylaceae. The record is from RefSeq and is a predicted model, not a curated record. The transcript is spliced from 2 exons. Gene Ontology annotation, molecular function: transmembrane transporter activity.